Pleurotus ostreatus (oyster mushroom) is the source of this 642-nucleotide messenger RNA. RefSeq lists its product as uncharacterized. Bases 1 to 642 code for a protein of 213 amino acids. The transcript has 9 exons. The record is from RefSeq and is a predicted model, not a curated record. NCBI's taxonomy places the organism in Eukaryota, Fungi, Basidiomycota, Agaricomycetes, Agaricales, Pleurotaceae.
AUGGCCAACACAAUCAACAUCGUGUCGCACCCUAUCGUUGGUGUUGAGCUCACGAAGCUUAGAGAUAAGAAUACGACCCCGAAAGUAUUCCGCGAGACUGUAAGCAAGAUCAGCCAGGCUAUAGCUUAUGAGGCUACGCGCGACAUUGAAGUCGCCCCGAUCGAUGGGGAAUCACCCAUAAGUCCGUUCACUGGCACAGUUGUUGCUCCGAAGGUUGGAUUGGCACCAAUCCUACGUGCGGGUCUGGGCAUGACUGAUGCCAUGUUGGACAUCCUUCCUGAUGCACGGGUCUAUCACCUUGGGUUAUUCCGAGAGAAGGUGUCACUGCAGCCCGUCGAAUAUUACUCUAAACUGCCGAGCCACCCUACUGUCGAGCGCGUCUUUAUCCUUGACCCACUCAUCGCUACUGGUGGUACGGCCUGUGCCGCAAUGACUAUGAUUGUUGAUUGGGGAAUCCCGGUGAACAAAGUCAAGCUCCUGUGUGUACUUGCCUCGGAAGAAGGCUUGAAGCAGGUUCAGACACAGUUUCCUGAGCUGGAGAUAUGGGUUGCAGGCGUGGACAAGACACUUACUCCUGAUGGCCUGAUCAAACCAGGUCUUGGGGAUGCGGGAGACCGUCUGUUCAACACUUUACGCCCUUAA